Phytomonas sp. Hart1 is the source of this 1233-nucleotide messenger RNA. The record is from the annotation of a GenBank genome assembly. Lineage: Eukaryota; Euglenozoa; Kinetoplastea; Trypanosomatida; Trypanosomatidae.
AUGCCACUAAUCGGUCCGUAUCAGAUCCCUUUUCCUUUCCCACCAUACAAACUUCAAGAACAUGCCGUCACGGAGCUCCGAAAAUUUCUCGAUGCGGGGGUGGAGGUUGGGGCCAGCGACGAGCCGCCCGAACCAACGGCGUGUGGCCGAUUCGAUUCACAGUCGCCUCUAGGCGAGUCGGCAUCCACUUCCUCGCCGCGGGUGGUGGUGUUGGAAUCACCGACGGGGACGGGGAAAUCCCACAUCUUACUAAGCAGCGCGCUCUCUCACUUGUUCUCCCCGGUAUACCCUUCCACGGCGGCGACCGGGGAAAUCGCGCGGGAGGCCAAAGGCGAUCCGGCGCUCCGCGCCUCCGGGGACGCACCGACGGCGGGCCCCCCGACGUCCUUGCGCGAGGUCCUCCGCCAGCGCCAGCUCGAGGAGCUUAUCGCGCAGCUAAAGCGCGAACGGAAAGAGCGGAUGAAGCUGCGGCGUCGACAGCUCCGCGCGGCGACGAAGGCGCUCGCCGCACAGGCCGCCAUCCCCACCUCACACGACAGCCCCCCCGCUAAAAACGGCGCGGAGGAUUUUCUCAUCCCCCAACAACGACCCGACGUCGGGGAAGGCGACGACUGUCUUUUCACGCAAGGGGCGGCGAGGCCUGGAUUCGUCCCCGGGCCUCGCUUUUCCCGCUCUUUUUCGUCGUCGUCGUCCUCGGCGUCGUCUGCCAACUCCGAGGACGCGACGCCGUACCGGACGAUGGAGGACCUCUCCGGGCUUAUCCCGCUGCGGAAGCCCAAGGCCUACUUCGCGAGCCGCACGCACACCCAACUCCAGCAGCUUCUGGACGACCUCCGUCGGACCGAUUUCGCGCGCUUUCCCAUUCGCCCCCACCCCCCGCGGGGCGGGCGGCCUGAGGGAAGGCCGGGGGGGGAAUCGCCCCCCCCCGCUCGCGCCCUGCGCGCCGUCCACGUCGGGGGACGCCAGCAGCUCUGCAUCAACGCCCCUCUACGCCGAAGGGCGGCGCGGCUUUCCGCCUCGUCCGGGGAGGCCUUGAAUGAGAUGUGCCUCGAGGCGAUGCGGUUUGAGCACUCCGCGAGCGGCCGCGCGCUUCGCCGCCGCGCGGGGGGGACUUCGCGGAAGGCCGAUGCCCUCGGCGACAUCGAGGACCUCGGGGGGGGGCCUCGGGCUUCCCCCCGGGGGAAAAAGAAAAGGGCUGCGCGUACUGCGCGACGGAGCGCCUGCAUGCGCUGA